Myxocyprinus asiaticus (Chinese sucker) is the source of this 5670-nucleotide messenger RNA. It is a transcript of the gene map7b, whose product is annotated as microtubule-associated protein 7b. Bases 78 to 2453 code for a protein of 791 amino acids. The transcript is spliced from 19 exons. Gene Ontology annotation, cellular component: microtubule cytoskeleton. NCBI's taxonomy places the organism in Eukaryota, Metazoa, Chordata, Actinopteri, Cypriniformes, Catostomidae. The record is from RefSeq and is a predicted model, not a curated record. Gene Ontology annotation, biological process: microtubule cytoskeleton organization.
GAACCUACAUAUGAUGAAAUGAGCAGGGUGCUAGCUGUUAGCAGCAUUGUGGACUGAGAGAUAGAGAACCAGAGAGGAUGCCGGCCCCCCUCAGGAUGAGGAGGGGGGCCUGCAGGUCGGCUAUCCCUUCUCUCUCCACCAUCACCGAGGAAGAGGAGGGACAGCGGAGCCGCAAGAGACGCAGGAGAGGAGGAGGCUCUGACUACCAUCUCAGAGCAGAUGAGAAGUUGUCGUGGAGUCGACCUGAGUCAUCUGCCUCUGGACAGAAAACCUACACCGUUCCUAGUCCGACAGAGAUGCGCACUGUUACCAGACCAGCUGCAGAACCUCUUAUACUGAAGAUCGAUGAAAGACAAAGACUUGCCCGCGAACGGAGGGAGGAGCUGGAGAAACAGAGCGCUGCACAAGGCUCUAAGUGGCUGGAGAGAGAGGAGAGGGCCCGACAGUUUCAUGAGAGACAGCUGGAGGAGCGCAGGAAAAAAAUGGAGGAGCAGCGUCUGAAGGAAGAGAGAAGACGAGCCGCGGUGGAGGAGAAACGACGACAGAAACUAGAGGAGGAGAAGGCACGGUAUGAAGCCGUUAUCAGAAGGACCAUGGAGAGGAGUCAGAGAGCCAGGCCAAAAUCAAACCGCUGGAGCUGGGGUGGAACACUUUCUGCUAGCACCUCACACAACAGUGGUUUUGAUGAGUCUGCUCUCUUUCCGUUGGAUCUAGCUGGGCUGGGGCACUAUCAUGGUGUUUUCAGCUUGGCCCAUCAGCAGCAGCUUUGCUCUAAAUAUGCUGAAAGACGGUCAGUGUCCACCAUGAAUCUGUCCAAACACACAGAUCCAGUCAUUUCCAAACGUCUGUCCUCGUCCUCAGCAACACUGCUGAAUUCACCAGAUAGAGGUAUGCGUCGAAUGCCUCUGACCCCAUGGGAGAAUACUGUAGUCUGUCGACUACAGACACCAACACACUCCUUUCUGGCCAGGAGUCGCAGCGCCAUGUCUUUGUCUGGAGAUGCAGUGAUCCCCGUUUGUCCUCGCUCAGCCUCCUGUCACCCAAUGACCUCGAUGUCCUUCAAGUCCCUCCAGUGUCACAGCGCCGAGCGACCAAUCAAAGCUGGCCUUAAUCUCGAGAGACCCCUUAGAGCAGGGUACGUUCCUCAAGGCAACAGCACUCGCAGAAAGACCACUCAGAAUAUACUGGUUGACAGAAAGGAUAAGGACAAUGUGAGGAAGUCAUGGAGCAAUCUUUCAUAUCCCACUCCCAGUCUGACCCCGUUCACACCUAAGAGAGCUCCUUCACCUGUCAGUAAUUGCAGCAGGGUCACCAAUCCAUCUCCCAACAGGACCUCCACUACUAAACCCCCUCAGAAGACUCCUAACCCCAAAAAGUCCAGGUCUCCACCUCCUCCCGCAUCAAUGCCUCUGUUUCCUAGUAACCCCUCAUUAAUGCCUGGCAGUCUUAGGUCUAACAGAGUGGCACCAGAGAGCCCGAGAGUUGCUCCAGAGGGAGAGGGGGGCAAAAAAGAGGAGCAGGGUCCAAAUUCCAACCCUCCUAAAACUGAACCAGAGGCCCCUGCAACUAAACCUGAACCCACUGCAGAAGGUACUGGAAGUCCUUCAUCAGCUCGGCCCUCUGCAGGUACAACAGAUCCUGAAGAAGCAUCUCGUCUGCUGGCUGAGAAACGACGGCAGGCCAGAGAUCAAAGAGAGAGAGAAGAAGAGGAGAGGAGAAAACAGGAAGAGGCAGAAAGACGCAGCAGGGAGGAGAUGGCACGCAGAAAGGCAGAGGAGCGAGCAAAGAGAGAGGAGGAGGCCCAGCGGCAGGCAGAAGAAUGGAGGAGACAAGAGGAGGAGGAGGAGAAGCGUAUAGAGGAGGAGAGAGCACAGAGGGAGAAAGAAGAGGCUGAAUGUCUGCAGAGACAGAAAGAGGAAGAGGAGGCUCGACAGAGAGAAGAGGCAGAGCGUUUGCGCCAGGAAAGAGAGAAACACUUCCAGAAAGAAGAGUCCGAGAGACUGGAGAGGAAGAAGCGCCUUGAAGAAAUUAUGAAACGCACACGCCGAUCUGAUCAGAAAAUAACUCCUCAGAGAAAUGGUGAUGUCAGCCAACAGAGUGGACAUGAUUCAGCGAGUACAGUAUCCAGUAGCCCGUCAGUGAGUGUGUUAUCCCCUAAGUCUCCUGAAACCUCUGUGACAGAACGUAGUGACAGUAAUGGACACAUGGGCCCCAGCUUCAUUACACCUAUACUGCCACUUGCAGGUCACAGUACAAGUGUUGCUGCCCAGCUCAGAGAAAAUGGCAUUGUUUCAGAGAUAAAGGCCAUGGCGGCCCAAGUGUCCCGUCAAGAAGGAGACGGAGAGGAGGUAGCAAAUGAAGAGCAGGAGAAGAGAAGGGUUCCCUUCUUGGCCUUCAGAGGGAACAGCAGCACACAUAAUAUAAGUGAACUGGAGGAGAAUCCAGCACUGUAGAGUGCAGAUGAUGUAUGAACACAAAUAAUGAUGGGAGUGCUGCGUGCAACACAGGCAAGAAAAAUAGGACGAGUCAGAGGGAGACCCCUCACUGUAUCUCCCUCCUUCUGACACUCAGACACCUCAAACUGCAAAGAGAAAUUAAGAAGGAAAAACCUCUGACCAUCUCCUCACAGCGGAGACGGAUCUCCUGAAUAUCCGCUCCAAUCUCCCCAAACUGAAGGUGGUACGGCUCAAACUAAUUAUCCACUGUUAAUGGAGUGGGGCCACUCUUUGUUGGUGACUAUAAAGUCAUAUCUAAUACUUGAAGAAUUGUAUGGUCUCUGUCAUGGAAACUCCUAUGAAGUGCUUAAGGAAUGUGUGACGAGAGAGUAGUGGUGAUUAUGUUAACAUAGGUUUAUGGCAAAACCUCCUAGUUUUGCUCCCUUUAUGCCAGCAAUGGAGUGACCGAACUCUCUGCUUAAUUUUGUAUAAUUAAUUAUUCAUUGUUAAUAAUGAAUAGAACAUAUUUUCCUCCCUCUUUGUAAAGCUUGAACAGAUGUUUGCCUCUUAAAUGAUGAAUUUUGCUACAGGUAUGGUUGCAAAGAUCUCUUGCUCCAUUGCACCCCAGCAUACGGCUGUCUGCGCAAUCUGAACAAAGCAAACGUUUGAGUAAAUAUCACAAAUCCAGGUCACAUUUUCCCCCAAAAUCAAAACAAAGAAAUAAUAAAUUUUGCAUAAAGAAAAUUAGGCCUAUUAGGACCAUUAACAUUUUUUUGCAUUGUACACAGUUUCCACACAGUUUUCAUAACUGUAAUGCCAAAAAAUACGUAUAUAUUAUUUAAAUUGUAAAGUAUUUAUACGUCAUGGUAGUAUUUGUUGCAAUGCCAGUAAUUUAUCAUGAUUUAAUUUAUGUAUAUAAAAAACAAUUGUAAUGACAUUACAUGAAUCACUAUUAUCUUUUUACACUUAAUCACUUUUGAGAACAUAGGCUUCAUUUUGAUUUUGGGGUAAAAUGUGACUUAGAUAUUUUUUUCGUGAGCUUCUCUUUUGAUGGUUGGCUAGCCGCGUUGUUCUGUGUAACUUUAAUCACAGAUAUGAAAGAGGAACUUGUAACUAGUCUAUUUCAUCGAUAGAAUCCAUUCAAGAUAAUCCAAUAAAAAAAUGAAUAUAAUGAAUUAGGGGUGCACCGAUCGAUCGGCCACCGAUCAAAAUCAGCUGAUCUUCAUCUUAAAUCCGUAAUCAGCCAGCCGAUCAUGCCUAGAAUCAGGUCGAUCUUUUUUGCAGCAUGCAGGGAAUUGCGCAUACAGUGCCGCUGUAACGAAUGAGCGCUUGUUUAGUCCUUGAAGCAUGACAGAGUGGCCUUUGGAGGGUGAGUUGUUGGCAAUUCUAAGCAUUCACAAAUUUAAACUUUCAGACAUGAUGUAAUUCACAUGAAUAUGCCGUUUUGUUUUUAAAAAUGUGUAAGAAUUGCACAUUGCCCAUUACGAAAUUGCCCAUUGUCUAGAGUUAUUACGGUAGUAAUUCUGACUCGCUGCACUGUGAGCAGGAAGAGGAUAAAGAGGCUGCUAAAGGGUAUAAAAACGAAUUAAACAACAAAUAAACAUGCAAAUACAAAUCUGAGUACACGUGACAAUCAGAUGCUGUGUGGAGCGAUUAGAGACUGUUUGAGCCUUCAUGAGCACUUUUAGCUUUACUCUCUUUAACAUAAGCGCUCUCCAGGUGCUCUCAAUAUCUCAUCAGCCACUCAUCCCAGCGCUAUUCUGUGAGCGUCCCAAUUUAAAUCAGAUUAAUGUUGGUCACAAUACCACUAAUAACAUUUGUGUUACAACAAGACACCAAAGACAGUAAACAAAUCAUAGAUAUUAAUGAUUUCUCACUGGAGCAGUUUUAGAGCUUGUAAUGGAUAUAUUUUUCUUAUUUUUGAACAUACCUCUGCUGUGUGUGAUGCUCUCAUGGUUUUUACUGAUUGCCAGUAUGUCACAAUGACCUUUUGAUAUUGACAACAGAACUAUUCAUAACUGUUUCAAAACAAAUAAAUGUUAGCAAUUCACAAUUAAUGUAAUUUUGGUAACUUUAUAAAAAGGUUAUAUUAGUUUAUGCAUUAGGUAUGAACAAACAAUGAACAGUGUAUUUUUUUCAUAAUGUUAGGUAAUACAAAUACAAUUGUUCAUUGUUAGUUCAUAGUGCAUUAAUGUUAACUAAUACAACUUUUGAUUUUAAAAAUGUAUAGUAUAUGUUGUAACUGACAUUAAGUUCAUUAGUUCAUGUUAACUUAUGUUUUUAAAUAAUGUUAACAAAUGGAAACUUUUUGUAAAGUGUUACCGUAAUUUUACUGUGUGGGGCAUAAACAUAUAACUGCAGCAUAUAACUUUCAAAAGUAUGGCAAAGAGCACUUUAAAAAUAAAAUAAAAUCAGAGAUCGGUAUCAGCCUCAAAUUUCCUGAUCGGUGCACCACUAUAAAGAAUGAAAUCUCGCAAAAUCAAUUGUAAUAAAAAAUGAGCAGAAUCUCUUUACAUUUUAAAUGCUGCUACCUAUGUCUUUCCUUUGCCUUAUCAGAUGAAGUAACUUUUUGAUGACUUGUUAGUAACCUGUGACCUCUUUAUCUGUUUAAGGGCUGAUUUGUUUUUUGUGUUAAAAAUAAUCCUUAGUUCAUCUAUGAAGCUUCCAAUAAAUGCUGUCGGUUUAGCCCUUUCAGUGCUGCUACAUCAUGUAUUAAUUUUACUUUCCUUCCAAGUCCUGUGUGAUAUCAUGAUGACAGAGGGCUUAUGUAAUACCAAGUAUCCUUUAUAGGGAACACUACUUUAUAAUCCACUUUGUCCUUGUAAACAACAAAGACUUCAGUUACAAGAGACAAUGCAAAUAAAGGCAGGGAUCGAUUACAUAUCAGAUAAGUCUAAACAGACACAAAAUAAAUUUCUAAAUGCAUUAACAGUAUAAAGCAUUAAUACAAGAUGCACAAAAUCUGACAGCAUUAUCUUGGGAAACUGUGAGAGAGGGUUUAAGACCAGCACAACUUCACUGAGAGACAGAGUUCUCAGUGAAUACUUAAUCUUCUGUAUUAUUUAACAAAAAAUAAAUCUGAUAAAGCCCUAUGUGCCCUUGACCAAAUCAACAGCACUGAGUACCACAUUGAAAAACUGAAGGAUUUUUUCCCGACCAAUUCGAUCUAUAUUGCAUGUACAGAUGAUCAAAAGCAAUAAAAUGUUUUGUUCAGAAACAACUAAGACUGCUUCAU